GCAACAGGUAUAAUUUUAGAAAUAUUAAUGUCUUCCCACUGUGGGUUUCACAUGCCUUGGAGUCAGACUUGUUCUUCAUUAAUUAUUCAUAUAUGUAAAGAUUGGAGAGCAGCAUUUUCAAGUUGACAGCAAUGUGUCCAAAGCUACCACUUUUGCUGGUGUUAUUCCUCUAUUAUGCCAUUACAAGCUUGGGAUCUGACCCUGAUCCUGUCCAAGACUUUUGUAUCCCCAGCACAGGGAUUGCAGCAUGCAAGAAUUCGUCGGCUGCCACGGUCGAAGAUUUCGUGUUUUCCGGCAUAAAGUUUCCGGGGAAAUUCAGUGAAACAGGUUUAGCAGCUACGUCAGUGAAUGUCAACAUCUUUCCGGGAUUGAAUAUACUAGGCAUGUCGUUCGUUCGAGCUGAUUUCGAAGUCGGCGGCAUCAACAUGCCGCAUUUCCAUCCGAGAGCAACCGAAAUAGCAUUUGUUCUUGAAGGGAAAAUCUACUCAGGAUUCGUCGAUACCGAAAACCGAAUCUUCGCUAAAGUGAUUGAGAAGGGUGAAGUCAUGGUGUUUCCAAAGGGGCUAUUGCACUUUCAAAUGAAUGUUGGAGAUAUGCCUGCAACAAUCUUGGGAAGUUUCGACAGCCAAAAUCCAGGUUUGGUCAGAAUUCCGAAUGCCGUUUUCGGUUCCGGGAUCGAAGAAAAGCUUCUGGAGAAGGCCUUUGGAUUGAACUCCAAGGAGAUUGCCAAGCUGAGGAAGAGGUUUGCUCCACAUUAGUAGCCAUAUUGUCAUAUUGCCAAGCUGCUACAAUAAUUGUCAUAUUGUCUGCAGAUUGUUUAGAGAAGUUUUUAGAACAGAUUAUAUAAAAAAAAAAUGAAUUGUUCCUGGUUUGAAUUAAACAAUCACAAUUUUUUUUAAA
This is a messenger RNA of Gossypium raimondii (Peruvian cotton), 900 nucleotides long. RefSeq names its product germin-like protein subfamily 3 member 2. Lineage: Eukaryota; Viridiplantae; Streptophyta; Magnoliopsida; Malvales; Malvaceae. The record is from RefSeq and is a predicted model, not a curated record. Gene Ontology annotation, cellular component: cell wall. The transcript has a single exon. Bases 132 to 758 code for a protein of 208 amino acids. Gene Ontology annotation, molecular function: manganese ion binding.